GCGGCAGUGUGUCGAAAUGUUAUAUAUCAGGGAAAUUGGCCAACAAUGUAUUUAUUGUUCUGGUGACUUUGAAAGAAGAAACGUUGCGACAUAGUCUUGGAAACAAUGUUUGAGAUCAAUAACAUUUGUUUAUAUAUUUUUGCAUUGGGAUAUUUACCUUACGUUUUUGGAUCGGAUUCUGAUAGUUUUGGCGAUAUCAGUUCAGGGGAUGGCAUUCAAAUCAAAUUAGACAGCGGUAUUCUACAAGGAAACAUAAAACGGACUGUAGAUGCCAGGAGUUGGUACAAUUUCCAGGGUAUCCCAUAUGCAGUACCACCGAUAGGAAAUUUACGAUUUAGGGAUCCAGUGCCUUUUAAAAAAUGGAACGGAAUUUUAAACGCAACCAAAUUUUCUGCCAGUUGUGUCGAAAUCCGUGUACGUCAAUCCACUUACAGCGUCAGAGGACAAGAGGAUUGUCUUUAUUUAAAUGUUUAUUCUUCACAAAAUCCCCAUACAAUCGAGAAGCUGUUACCAGUCAUGUUUUGGAUUUAUGGUGGGUCUUUUCGCGAGGGUUCCGCUGAUAUAUAUGGUCCAGACUAUCUGAUGGAGAAAGAUGUUGUUGUUGUGACUUUUAAUUAUCGACUUGGUGUAUUUGGAUUUUUAAGUACGCAAGAUAGAAAUCUACCAGGCAACUACGGCAUGAAAGACAUCAUUCUUGCCUUAAAAUGGACGAAGAGAAAUAUAAGGAAAUUUGGUGGUGAUCCCGAUAAGGUGACCAUAGCUGGCGAAAGCGCAGGGGCAGCUGCAGUCGGUUACCUUCUAAUGUCAAAACAAUCGAAAAAUUUGUUUAGUCAAGCUUUGAUGCAAAGCGGUAGUCCUUUAUGUCCGUGGGCGUUGAAUCAAAACGCCAGAAAGGUUGCUUUCGACUUAGGACUAUCAUUAGGCAUAAACACAAACAGUUCAGCUGCUCUCUUACAUUUUUUAAGAACUGUAGAUCUUCCGAACGCACAUCAGGCAAUGAUAAGGGUAAAUGUUUUGAACUUCCCAGACUCCUAUAACAAUGGUGGUCCUUUUGGGCCUGUAAUAGAACCAGAAAGCGAAGAUGCUUUCCUAACCGAAGACAGUUACAGGGCGUACAAAAAUGGCGAUUUCCAUAAAGUACCUGUUCUUUUAGGAAUCAAUUCACAAGAAAGCAAAUUUUUAUAUUCACUAAUCACUACGUUACGCCCAAUUUUAUUUCUCUACGAUAUCAGUCCGAGUUUGCUAGUACGUACUGCCAUGAACAUCAGUUCAAUAGAAGACAAGAGGAUUGUGGGUACCAAAAUAAAACAGCACUAUUUCAAAUCGGAAAGCUUUGUCAGUGCAACUGAUGUGGAACUUGCUGAAUUUUUCAGUGACGAUCUUUUUGUUCGCCCGAUCACAAAAACUGCUCAGCUAUUAGCACGACACGUGCCAGUGUAUUUCUAUAUCUACGAUUAUGAAGGCUCCAGAGGACAAGCCUGGAUAAAUUUGACAGGAAAAUAUAACAGACAUAUAAAAGGUGUGGGUCAUGCUACUGAACUUUGGUAUCUGUGGAAUCCAAUAUGGGCUCCUUCUGGAUUCAGUAAUGAUGAAGAAAAACUUACGACUCAACGUCUUGUAACUUUGUGGACUAACUUUUUCACAUAUGGAAAUCCAACCCCUACAACAGUUAAAAUUUUCAAUGACACCAAAUGGCCAAGGGUAAAAGGACCAAAUAUAGACUUCUUCUACAUUGGAAGACAAAUUAGGUCUGGUCGAAAUUUCAAAGGAAACACUCUACGGUUUUGGAAUAGUAUUUAUUCAUCCUAUUCUAAAGGGCCUUUCCUGACUUAUUGAAUAAAUUAUCAUUAGCCUAAUUAUUUAGUUACUCUGUGAUAUGUUUAGUGAAUUUUGGUCAUAAGUUCCUAUUGUAGGUACAAAUUGAUGAUUGUUACAAAAAGUAUUUGAA
Messenger RNA from Ceutorhynchus assimilis (cabbage seed weevil), 1948 nucleotides. The record is from the annotation of a GenBank genome assembly. NCBI's taxonomy places the organism in Eukaryota, Metazoa, Arthropoda, Insecta, Coleoptera, Curculionidae.